CCAUGUUAAAGUUACACUGAAGUCAGGCAGAGAUUUUUUUUUUCCCCCCUGACGUUGUAUGUUUAUUUGUUUGUUUCUUCUUAUUAGCGUAAGCCGUGCCCACACAAAAGCGUCGACUGGAUUCGGAAACCGGGAUUCUAACGAUGAAUUCCAGUUUCGACCUCUCACGGCGUAAUCCACAGGAGGAUUUCGAGCUGAUUCAAAGGAUUGGAAGCGGGACCUACGGAGAUGUCUACAAGGCUCGGAAUGUCACCACCGGGGAACUGGCAGCCAUUAAAGUUAUCAAACUGGAACCCGGUGAGGACUUUGCGGUGGUGCAACAGGAGAUCAUCAUGAUGAAGGACUGUAAACACUCCAACAUCGUGGCAUAUUUCGGCAGCUACCUCAGAAGAGACAAACUGUGGAUAUGCCUGGAAUAUUGCGGAGGAGGGUCCCUGCAGGACGUGUACCACGUGACCGGCCCCCUGUCAGAAUCUCAGAUCGCCUACGUUUCCAGGGAAACGCUGCAGGGCUUGUACUAUCUCCACCACAAGGGAAAGAUGCACAGAGACAUUAAGGGCGCGAAUAUUCUGUUAACCGAUAAUGGAUAUGUAAAACUAGCGGACUUUGGCGUCUCUGCGCAGAUCACCGCGACUCUUGCCAAGAGGAAGUCCUUCAUCGGCACCCCGUACUGGAUGGCUCCUGAGGUGGCCGCUGUGGAGAGGAAGGGCGGGUAUAAUCACCUGUGUGACAUCUGGGCCGUGGGCAUCACAGCCAUCGAGCUGGCCGAGCUCCAGCCCCCCAUGUUCGAGCUGCACCCCAUGAGGGCUCUGUUCCUGAUGACCAAAAGUAACUUCCAGCCUCCGAAAUUGAAAGACAAAGUGAAAUGGACGAAUAAUUUCCACCAUUUUGUGAAAGUAGCGCUGACGAAAAACCCGAAGAAAAGGCCGUCGUCUGAGAAGCUGCUGCAGCAUCCCUUCGUCUCACAACCCCUGAGUCGGACCCUGGCCAUCGAGCUCCUGGACAAGGCCAGCAACCCGGACCACUCCGCCUACCCCGACUUCGACGACGACGAACCGGAACCGGAGUUUAAAUACCGGGGUCUGUUUCUCCCCAUCACGCCCGUGUCAAAGCGGGCUCUGCGCUUUGCCAUGCGUAGAAAGCCUGCCGUAUCCGUGCCCCAGAGAAUCCACUCAACCAGCCGGAGCAACCGGGAAGGGAAGACCCUCUCCGAGAUUAACUUCGACCAGGUGAAGUUCGACCCCCCGAUGAGGAAGGAGACGGAGCCUCAUCACGAGCCGCCCGACACUGACGAUUUUUUGGACUGUGCAGAAGAAAUAUACUACACCGCAAGACCUUACCUGGACUCUCCCCUCGACUAUGAGCAGGGGUCUCCUGGGGGCUCCUUUUUCGGAGGAAAUAAGAGUCUUCUGAAGUCGGUGGAGGAGGAGCUACACCAGAGGGGCCAUGUGGCACACUUAGAGGAUGAUGAUGAUGAUGAUGGCGGUGAUGAUGAUGAAACUCAACACUCGUCCAGCAACACCAUGAGGCCGAAAGUGCCCCCACCGCUACCCCCGAAGCCCAAGUCCAUGUGCGGUCCCCAGGACAGCCCCCCUCCCGGCGACGGUGACCACGGUAACCAGGGGACCAUCAAGCGUUGCCCGGCGACGGACAGCCCCAGCCGCGCGCGGCCCGGCUCCUACGUGCCCCCCCGGCCCCCGCCCCCCCGCCUGCCCCACCUCCGGAGGAACAGCCUAGGUAACGAGCGCCCCCCGAACCCGGGGCCCUGGGACCCCGAGGAACGUCCCCACAACUUUGGGGAAUCGUGCGACUGGCUGUACCGUCCUGAGGCGGACCGGGAGGAGGAGGAGGAGGAAGAGGAAGACGAGAGGAACGGGAUGAACCCGUCUCAUCUGAAUGGGGAGAAGGACAAGCAGGCCACAGCGCCCCCUGCUGUCUCUGCGCACAGAGAGAAGAGAGACAUCCCGAAGCCAAUCAGUAACGGACUCCCGCCCACUCCUAAGGUUCAUAUGGGAGCCUGCUUCUCAAAGGUCUUCAACGGCUGUCCCUUGAAAAUCCACUGCGCCACCUCCUGGAUAAACCCGGAUACGCGAGACCAGUAUUUGAUAUUCGGUGCGGAGGAGGGCAUCUACACCUUAAAUCUGAACGAGCUACACGAGACCUCCAUGGAGCAGCUCUUUCCUCGGAGGUGCACAUGGCUGUACGUAAUGAACAACUGCCUGCUGUCCAUAUCUGGAAAAGCAUCACAGCUCUACUCUCACAACCUGGCGGGACUGUUUGAAUAUGCUCGACAAAUGCAGAAGCUGCCCGUCGCCAUACCAACCCACAAACUUCCCGACAAGAUCAUUCCCAGGAAGUUUGCAGUAUCCAAUAAGAUUCCAGAUACAAAGGGAUGCCAAAAGUGUUGUGUAGUGCGGAGCCCAUACACGGGUCAUAAGUACCUGUGCGGGGCCUUCCAGUCCAGUGUGGUGCUCCUGGAGUGGGUGGAGCCCAUGCAGAAGUUCAUGCUCAUCAAGAACAUUGACUUCCCCCUGCCGUGCCCCCUGGAGGUGUUUGAGAUGCUGGUGGUCCCGGAGCAUCAGUACCCCCUCAUCUGCAUGUCCGUCAGCAAGGGCACCGAGGCCCACCAGGUGGUCCGCUUCGACACCGUCAACCCCAACGCCACCUGCUCCUGGUUCACCGAGUCAGACGCACCACAGACCUGUGUCAUCCACGUCACCCAACUGGAGAAGGACACCAUCUUGGUCUGCCUCGACCGGUGCAUUAAGAUUGUGAAUUUGCAGGGCAGGCUAAAGUCCAGCAAGAAGCUGUCGGCCGAGCUGACCUUCAACUUCCAGAUCGAGUCGAUAGUGUGUCUCCAGGACAGCGUGCUGGCCUUCUGGAGACACGGGAUGCAGGGGCGGAGCUUCAAGUCCAAUGAAAUCACACAAGAGAUCUCUGAUAACACGAGAAUUUUCCGGCUCCUGGGGUCGGACAGGGUGGUGGUUCUGGAGAGCAGGCCAACGGACAAUCCCACAGCACAGAGCAACCUCUACAUCCUGGCGGGACACGAGAACAGUUACUGAGCGCAGUGCAUUGUGGGAUUGCGCCGGUCCGGAGAACACGCCUCCUGCUUGGCUUCGGACACGCCCCUUCAUUGUGGGAUGAGCGUUUUUCGGGACUUGUCCGUUUCUUUUUUAUUUUAUUUAUUGUGGCAUGUUAAAGAAAGGAUUUUCUUUUUUAAUUUUAAUUUUUUAUUUUUUUUAAGUGUCGCCACCACUUAGUAUCUUACGCUACCACACAAGUGCUUAAUAGACUUAUAUUUAAUUGUUGUACAUAUUAAUGUAGUAUUUGUACACUAUAGAGAGGUGAUGUAGAUAUGUGUGCAUAUUUGCUGUACAGGUGUAAAGGUGCACUGAGUGGCAGAAAUAUCGGGGUACUACUUUAACGCGGCCUGUCUUCCUCGCUCAUGUUCGGGGAUACCCCUGUACAGGUGUGCCCAAAAGGUCAACCCGGAAGACGUGCCCGUCCUGUCAACACUGACCGUUUAUUUUUGGAUUUCAACACAGAGAUUUAUUCCUCCAGACAUGGAGCUCUGCGCUUCUUUUAGAAACUUCUGUUCUCUGCCGUCACCCGUUUUGAAACGCCUGUGUUUUUAAUCAUUCUGUGGCAGACGCUGGUUCUGAACCAUUGCACAAAACGCUGAUGAGGUUUUACGAAAGCAACGUGUGCGUGUGUGUGUGUGUGUGUGUGUCUGUCUGUGUGUGUGUGUGUGUGCAGAGAGUAUGUACACACGAGUAUACGUACACAUGCACACAGUAUGCAUUGUACGGUUUAUGAAUAUAUACUUCUGUAUACAUUGUGAUGAAAUGCUGUGGCUGGAGUUUCUUAACUCCGGUUUGUAAAAACGAACGGCAAUUUUGUUGUUACUGACAUAAGAUAAAAGCGCUUAUGAAGCUAAACGUUGACACACUAUUCCGUAUAACUGCGUGAUAAAUGUAGGUCCUCUGUCCAGUGGUGCUGUUGAAUAACACUCGUCUUAAUUAUGGUAGUACUUUCUCACAGCGUCGACUCUAAUGUCGCCGGGUAGAUCUUCAGAUAACAGCCUAAGACAAACAUUCCCUUGCUUACGUGAUCUUGCGUUUUUAAAAUGUUACGCCAAAAUGUGUUGCCGUUUUUUAUUUUUUUCCAUGUUUUAUUAAGUUAUGGCCAAAAUAAUUUGGGUGUCUACCUCAUGCAAUGCUAUAUCUAAACUGAGAAAGGCACCAGCAGGUUCUGAAUAAAGAGGUUCUCUUCCCUCCACUGUACACAUUAUUCCAUCAGGCUCCCCCCUCGACUAAAGAAAAUAACUUCAAUCACGACAGCAUUAUAACUUUUUCAUAUUGCAAAACGUAAUGUAAAUACUGUAAAAUAAAAAUCUGUUGGUUUUA
Molecule: messenger RNA, 4409 nt
Organism: Conger conger (European conger)
Lineage: Eukaryota; Metazoa; Chordata; Actinopteri; Anguilliformes; Congridae
Gene: map4k3b
Product: mitogen-activated protein kinase kinase kinase kinase 3b
Exons: 35
Coding region: 144-3065 (973 amino acids)
Biological process (GO): protein phosphorylation
Molecular function (GO): ATP binding; MAP kinase kinase kinase kinase activity
Source: RefSeq, a predicted model, not a curated record